UCAACCAGUGAGAAUCAAGAUGAAAUGAGAAAGACUGAUGAAAAGAACAACUCAGAAUCCAGCAAACAGGAAGAUGAGCCAACUAAUAAUAGCAUCAUGUGGCAACAGACAGAUUCCGUAGAGGCAAACAUUGAGGAUGAGGGAACCAAAGAGUUCAUGAAGGAUCCAAUGUCCGCUUCUGAUGAUAUUCUAGACACUGGGGGUGAGGCAAAUCUGAAGGUAGAACAACCAGAGUUGGCCUUUGUACUCUCUGAGGAACAGUCACAGACAGAGGGAAGGAUUGAGGAGACAAGGCUGGCAGGACAGACAGACGGAGGGACUGAGGAAACAACAUUGGGAGGACAGACAGACGGAGGGACUGAGGAAACAACAUUGGGAGGAAUCAACCAGAAGGACCAAGAGGAAGAGCAAGCGCAACAUGUUGGUGUUAAUACUCUGGAUGGGGGAGGAGCAACUAUGGAAGAGGAGGGGAAGACAGGUGAUUUUGUCAGCGAGUUAAUGGGUGAGGAAGACCAUAGUGGAAGAGGUGAUGAAGAAAUUCAGAAAGAAUCUAUUGCUGAGAUUGAAAACCAGGCUAUGGUAGAUCCUCCAGAACCAGCAGUGCAGUGUGUAGAGGAGGUACCUUUAGACACACAUAAAGAUGUGGAUUUGGACCAGGUGGAGGAGGCCUUUGAACUGGAGGAAGGGGGUAAAGUUGAACCGGACCAGUCAGGAGGUGAGGUCACAUCGGAUGAGUCCACAACACAGAGUGGUGGCGAUUUGCAGGAAAAUCCUCCACAGGUCCUCAUAGAAGCAGGGGUAGACUGGGGGGACAACUUGGGAGAACAGCCAAGUGAGAAGGUCUUUGUAGAAGACAAGAGGGGAGGAGAAGGAGCAGAAGAAGCGAUUGUGGGAGAGGUAGAAAUGGUGGAAGAGCCUGUGACUGUUUUAGAUGAUGAGAUUGAAAACAUAGAGGAGAAUCAGACUGGUGAACUUGACGAACAAAAGCCUGCCACCACUGCAGUCCCUUCUGAAGACACCAUAAGGGAAAGAAAGGAUGAAGGAUGUCAAGGACUGGAAGCUGAGAAAGCUGAACAUGGCAAAGAGAAAGAUGAGCAGCAAAAAGAUGAAAAUGGAGAGGAAGAGAAGGAUGAUAAGCCAGAAGAUGACAACAGAGACUGUGAUAUAAAUGGAAGAGUUAAAGAGCUGAAGCAAGCAAUGGAGAAUGGGAUCCUGUGUCCCGAGCCACAAGCACCCAUGAUAGAGGGAUGGGGGACAGCAAGAAUGCUGUCACCAAGGAGAAAAGAUAAUGACUGGAUUAAAGCUGAUCAACCUGAGGAAGAGAGAACACCAGAAAUAAAAGAGUGGAGGAAAGAAUUGAAGCCUGUGAAAAAAGACAUGUGGGAAACAGAAAGGGGAAGGAAGGAAUGGGUGAAGAAGGAAGCAUCACCAGAGGAGAAAAGUGCGCCGAGGAACGAGGACUGGAUAAAGGAGCUGAAGUCAGUGAUCAAAGAUGAAUCCCUGCCCAGAAAAAAAGAUGAGCAGGUGAAGAGAAAACGAGUGGUGCUUUGGGAGGAUGGCCAUUCAUACAUUCCCCAGAGGGAGGAGAUGACUGAGGAGAAGAGAGAGGAGGUGAAGCUGAUCUCCCAUAGGAGAGUGGAAAGCCCUUUGCCUCCUGUGUGCAGGAACAACACAAUACCCCAAAAUCAGGACUAUGAGAUCUCACUCUAUGUCAAGGCGGGAAGUGACGGGGAGAGCAUCGGUAACUGUCCAUUCUCCCAGAGACUCUUCAUGAUCCUGUGGCUUAAAGGAGUCAUCUUCAACGUCACCACUGUCGACCUCAAACGGAAGCCAGCCGACCUGCAGGACCUGGCUCCAGGAACCAACCCUCCCUUUGUGACCUUUAACGGUGAGGUGAAGGUUGACGUGAACAUGAUAGAAGAGUUCCUGGAGGAGAAACUGACCCCACCACGCUAUCCCAGACUGGCUCCCAAACAUCGUGAAGCCAACACAGCCGGCAUCGAUGUGUUCGCCAAGUUCUCAGCUUACAUUAAAAACCCAAGAAAAGACACCAACGACGCCUUAGAGAAAGCCUUGCUGAAGUCUCUUCGGCGUCUCGAUGACUUCCUGAGGACCCCCCUCCCCGAGGAGAUCGAUGCUUACACCUCAGGUGACCUGCCUGAGUCGUCCAGGAGCUUCUUGGAUGGAUCUCAGCUCACUCUGGCCGACUGCAACCUCCUGCCUAAACUACACAUCCUUAAGGUCGUAGCCAAGAAGUACCGUGGCUUUGAGAUCCCGGCAGAGAUGACGGGGUUGUGGAGGUAUUUAAACUGCGCCUAUCAGAGGGAGGAGUUCACCAACACAUGCCCUGCUGAGAGGGAGAUUGAAUUUGCCUACCUGGAUGUUGCGAAACGAAUCAAAUAAGAGCAAGAGUGGGAGAAGCAUGGGGACAACUAGAUCAGAUACAAAGAGUAGGUCUUUCAACAAAUAGCUAAAAGAGAAAAGAUGGAAAGAAAGUAGAAAUAAGGAAGAGUAGUACACAUAGAAAUACAACAGGUGUUUUGGUGAAGCCUAAUUAAUUGACAUGAAGAUGAAGAAAGAGGAGGAGUGAGUAGAACAAAAAAAGAUGGCUGAGGCACUCACUAAAACACCCUAACCUGAAACUCUAUUAACUCUUUACAAAGUUUGACAUCUCUGCAUUGGCAGGUGGCAAGCUACCUAUGUGUGUGUGUGUGUGUGUGUGUGUGUGUGUGCUCUCACAGGUUGGGUUGCACAGCGGUCUACUGUAUCUCUAUGCUAAUCAUUCUACAAGUAAUCUAUAAAGUAGAGAUUUGCUUGCAGAAUUAAUACCUGAUUUCUUUUUAUUCACUUUUCAGAUGAUGGCAGGGCCAGGUUCACUGCAGAAACAGAAUAAAAAGCAGUAUUCAGUAUUCAGUAUUAAAGUAUUAGAAAUCACAAAUCAACUUUUAGCAAACCAGUCCCAAUCAGAGUUUGAUUAAUGCUUGUCUUUAGCAUAAACGUUCACUUAAAUCUACUAUUUACACUGUUUUUAAAUCAUAGUCAAUUACAACAAUUUAAUAAUAUGCAUCUAACAUAUCUAUAGGAGCUGAAUCACAGAAAGCAUUAUAUUAUCUUAUGAGUCCUAUGGCCAUGACCAAUGAGUAUCUGGUUUCCCUUUUUAAUACGUCAGGGUAAAAAAAAAAGAAGCAUCCCCAGUACUGGCUCAAUGAUGUUCCAGCCUUAUCUUAGUGCACAAGUUCAGUGACUGCAAUAACCAGAAAAAUAAUACACAUACCAUAUUAAGCCAGUUAUUAAUUAAGCAGUGUGUAAUCAUCUGACUCCAUUUUCUCUGCUAGAUAUAUUAGUCUUAAUGAUGAAUCAGUGAUCAAGAUGAAAAGUUAAAGUGUUUUUUACUCAUGUUGUCAUUAUCCUUGGACAGUGUGUCUUCUGUAUCUAAUGUUACUGACUGCCCGACUGUGGACAGGCCUUGGUGCUGGAUGGUGUUGAUGAAGUUUUGAUUAAUAAAUUUUGUAGUUCACGCAGAGACCACUGUAGCACUCUAUCACUUUUAAGUCACCUUUUUGGAGAGAAAAAUGGCUCAGUAUUUGGUGUGUUUUAAUUAAUUUGGCCAUCAGUCCCCACAUGCAAAAUUAUGUGUGCAACUUUAAUGAGAGGACAGAAAUAUCCAAUUGUUUCUUACUUCUCUUGAAUGCAGCAUUAUUUCACUAACGUCCCAUUAUGGUUUAGCAUGUUUUUGACACCAAAUUACCACUUUGACACAGAGACAGUCUGCCAUUAACCAGCCCUGACACCACAUGUUGUGUUCUGGCCUUACAUCCUCUCUGUGGGGAUAAUCUUUAUUAAACUGUGUGAUUGUCUUCAGUGUUU
Messenger RNA from Lates calcarifer (barramundi perch), 3867 nucleotides. Its product is annotated as chloride intracellular channel protein 5. NCBI's taxonomy places the organism in Eukaryota, Metazoa, Chordata, Actinopteri, Centropomidae. The transcript has 6 exons. The record is from RefSeq and is a predicted model, not a curated record. The coding region runs from base 25 to 2403 and encodes 792 amino acids.